Cucurbitaria berberidis CBS 394.84 is the source of this 3150-nucleotide messenger RNA. Its product is annotated as isoleucyl-tRNA synthetase-like protein. Bases 13 to 3150 code for a protein of 1045 amino acids. NCBI's taxonomy places the organism in Eukaryota, Fungi, Ascomycota, Dothideomycetes, Pleosporales, Cucurbitariaceae. The record is from RefSeq and is a predicted model, not a curated record. Gene Ontology annotation, cellular component: cytosol. The transcript is spliced from 2 exons. Gene Ontology annotation, molecular function: isoleucine-tRNA ligase activity; aminoacyl-tRNA deacylase activity; tRNA binding. Gene Ontology annotation, biological process: isoleucyl-tRNA aminoacylation.
CAUGAUGCUAUUAUGCUAGCCCCGACGCGUAUCCUCCGCGCAUCAUGGUCGUCUACGCUUAGACUGCCCAAAUCUGCGUUUCCACCUCGCCCUCUGGCCGCCUCGAACGCCGAAUACCUCCGCCGAUGUACCGAUGACCUCUAUGCAUGGCAGCAGAGUCCCGAGCGUCCGACGGAGAGAUUCGCAUUACAUGAUGGGCCGCCGUAUGCGAACGGGCCGCUGCACAUUGGCCAUGCGCUGAACAAGAUCACCAAGGAUAUCAUUUGUAGAUUCCAGGUUGGGCAGGGCAAGAAAGUGAGCUACAUCCCCGGCUGGGACUGCCAUGGCUUGCCCAUUGAGAUCAAGGCGCUGCAGGCGCAGAAGAAGGAUGCUGCGCACACGGAUGCCGUGAGCGUACGGGAAGCGGCGCGUGAGCUAGCGACUCGGACGGUGGAAGAGCAAAAGCGCGGGUUCAAGGAGUGGGCUGUCAUGGGCGACUGGGAUAAUGCGUACAAGACUAUGGAAAGAGGGUUUGAGAUUAGGCAGCUGGAAGUGUUUAAGAGCAUGUUUGAAAAGGGCUUGAUCUAUAGGCAGAAUAAGCCGGUGUAUUGGAGUCCGAGUUCGAGGACGGCGCUGGCGGAGGCCGAGUUGGAGUACGACGAAGGGCAUAAGAGUCUGGCGGCCUUUGUGAGGUUUCCGGCGCACGUCUCAGAGGAGUUGAAGAGUGGGGCGCUGAAGGGCGUAGAGGGCGAGAUUAAUGUGGUUAUCUGGACUACGACGCCUUGGACACUGCCUGCGAACAAGGCUAUCGCGGUGCAUCGCGAUAUGGAGUACUGCGUUGUUCGAGACGACGAGGAAGCCGGCGAGUUGACUCUCGUUGCGGCUUCGCGCGUGGCAGAGUAUGAGAAGGUACUUGAGCGUAAACUUGACGUCGUCUUAUCUGGACUGCAAGGAGCAAAUCUUGCCGGACAGCUCCAAUACGAGAAUCCUUUCCAGAAGGCGAAUGGACUUCAGCCAGUCAUACACGCGGAUUUCGUCACGGACGCUUCUGGCACCGGCUUGGUUCAUAUGGCUCCUGGUCAUGGUAUGGACGACUAUAACGUCUGCGGCGCUCUCAACAUCCCAGCAUUUGCCCCUGUAGAUGACGCCGGCGCCUUUACAAAGGACGCCUUCCCUGAACAGCCUGAGCUGCUUGAAGGCUUGCUCGUCGCUGACGUCAAGAAGUCGGGGUCGAAUGCUGUGUGCAAUCAUCUCGAGAAACUAGGUCUGCUCCGUGGCAAACAGAACUACUGCCACAAGUACCCCAUCGACUGGAGAACCAAGCAGCCUGUCAUCAUCAGAGCUACCGAGCAGUGGUUCGCGAACGUGGAGAGUAUCAAGGAUGCUUCGAUGAAAGCGAUUGCCAACGUCAAAUUCAUCCCAGAGACUGGUCGAUCAAGAUUAGAAAGCUUCAUCCAAGGGCGAAGUCAAUGGUGCAUCUCGCGGCAGCGCGCUUGGGGUGUACCUAUCCCUGCCCUGUACAAGGUCAACGGCGAUGAGCUUGAGGCGACUAUGAACUCUGAAGUCAUUCAACAUGUCAUCGAUGUGAUCAAAGAACGCGGCAUCGAUGCUUGGUGGACAGAUGCUCAAGAUGAUCCGACAUGGAAGCCUAAGCAUCUCACCGGUACCUACGUGCGCGGUAGAGAUACUAUGGAUGUGUGGUUUGACAGUGGUACCAGCUGGACACUCCUCCCACCGCAGAAGGACCGGCCUGUUGCAGAUGUCUACUUCGAAGGCACCGAUCAGCAUCGAGGCUGGUUCCAGUCCUCUCUCCUUACGCAUGUCGCUACCCAGCCGUACGCUACUGAGCCUGUCAAAGCACCGUACAAGACACUCAUCACACACGGCUUCACCAUGGACUCGGAGGGCCGCAAAAUGAGCAAAUCACUCGGUAACGUCAUCUCUCCGUCCCAAAUCAUGUCCGGCGAACUUCUCCCUCCCAUCAAGAGGAAGAAACAGAAAGGCAAAAACGCGAAGAAAGAGCAAACUGACACCGCUGGUCCCGCAUACGACGCCAUGGGCUCUGACGCCCUCCGCCUCUGGGCCGCAAGCAGCGACUACACCCGCGACGUGACCAUCGGCCAACCCGUUCUCCAUUCCGUCAACCAAGCACUGCACAAAUACCGCGUUACGUUCAAAUGGCUCCUCGGCAUUUUCUCUCUACCCACGUGUCCGCCGCCAUUCAAGUCGUUCAAUGACCUGGAAACCGAGGAACCAGAUCCACAUGACUUUUACGAACUAACGGAUCGACUGGCAGUGUACAAGCUCGUGCAGGUUAGCGCAAAAGUACACGGGCACUACGCAGAGUACGAGUUCUUCAAGGGCGUAAACACGCUCAACAAGUUCAUCUCCAACGACCUCUCAGCAUUCUAUUUCGAGACCCUAAAAGACCGCAUCUACACGGGCGACAAGGCAGAUUGCGAGACCCUGCAACGCGCCCUCGGCCUCGUCUUCUACGAACUCCUGCAGAUGCUCGCGCCCAUUACGCCACUGCUCGUCGAAGAAGUAUGGGCCCACGUCCCGCCCGCGCUGCGCGAACACAGCGUCCACCCCGCCCGCGCAGUCUGGCGGCCCCUCAACGUGCCGUCGUACGCUGCCAUGGCUGAACUCGAGGGCACGAGCCAGAUGCUCUCUGACCUCAACACCGCCGUAAAAGCAGCGCAGGAACGCCUCCGCGCCGACAAGAAAAUCGGCUCCAGCCUUGAAACGGCCGUCACGCUGUACCUGGCCCACUCCGCUGCUGAAGAACACUUCACCUGUGACUUCUCGUCAUGCCUGCACCCAGAUACAUACUCUGCGGGGGACAUCCCGUCUAUCCUGUCUUCCGUCCUCGUCGUCAGCGACGUCAAUCUGCGCAUGCUCGCCGCGAACUCACGCUCCGCCGUCUUCCCCACAGAGGACCCGGAGGACAUGAAGAAGCGCUGGGCCUGGUGCGAGGAGGAGGUUUUGCAGGUGGGCGAAAACAGCGCACUGCAAGGUGCGCGCGUUCUGGUGCAUCCGCCCGCCAAGGACAAGUGUCCGCGGUGCUGGCGCUUUGUCAGGGAGGAGAAGGAGGAGUUGUGUGCGCGGUGUGAGACAGUGGUUGGGGAGGAAGACGCUGUAUUGUUGGAGGAGGGUAAGGAGGGGAUGUGA